Serinus canaria (Common canary) is the source of this 599-nucleotide messenger RNA. Its product is annotated as glutamic acid-rich protein-like. The record is from RefSeq and is a predicted model, not a curated record. The coding region runs from base 226 to 474 and encodes 82 amino acids. NCBI's taxonomy places the organism in Eukaryota, Metazoa, Chordata, Aves, Passeriformes, Fringillidae. The transcript has 5 exons.
GGGACAGGUCACGUUUCCGGUGUCAUGUGCUGUCCAUGACGGAUGGCAGAGCCAGUUUUUCUGCUCCAAAAGUGGGACUGGGGAGGAGACCGCAACACUCAAAUAGCCGGAGCCCCGGCUGCUGCCAGCCAGGCAUCCAGGAGGUCACUUCUUUUUCAGCUCCAGGUCCUGUCUGUUCCCUAGGUGUGACUGUCUUGUGCCCCAGAGCUCUUUGGCUUUGCUGAAAUGUCGACAAUCCUGAAAUGGUUUGGGAGGGAAGAUAAGGAGAAGGAGGAGGACAAGAAAGAGAAGGAAGAAAAGGAGAAGGAAAAGACUGAGGAAGAAAAAGAGAAGGAGAAGGAGAAGCAGAAGAGGAGGAAGAAGGAAGAAGAAAAGGGAGAUGGGGAAGAGGACAGGAGCAGCAGCAGCUCUGACAGUGACUCGGAGGAGGACCAAGGCAUUGCCAAGGAUGAUGAGAAGGAAGACAAGGAUUAGUCUUGCUGUGCUGGAGCAGCAGUGCACGCCCUGGGCAUGCUGAGGAGGUGGAAAUGGCAGCUUGGGCUGGAGAGCAACUGGGCCACUGUUAGCCAAAUAAAGAUGUUGUGAUCUUCAAAGAGAAA